Molecule: messenger RNA, 984 nt
Organism: Cetraspora pellucida
Lineage: Eukaryota; Fungi; Glomeromycota; Glomeromycetes; Diversisporales; Gigasporaceae
Source: the annotation of a GenBank genome assembly
GAAUUCAUCACAAAUAAAACUCUCAAUGUUGUUAAAGCUGCUGCAGUAAUGCGUCCUAGAGGUAAAGACUCUGCGUUAAACCUUCUUUUGGUACGCUUUUAUCCACAAAAUAAACCACAAAAAUCCAUUUUGGCAUCGUUUGCAAUUGAUGAUGUACUUCUGGUGACCGGUAAAUUUCGGAUUAUUGAAAAUGUAGAUGAAGGUGGAAAAAAAUAUCCUGUAUUAAAGGUUAUAUUGUUUGAAAUCGUUCAUCUUACUAUCGAUCCAAGCAAUUUACCCGUAUUUCCUAUCCUAAUAAAUAUGACGGCUGUUGCAAUUGAACUUCCUCAAGUUGAAUCUGAUAAUAUCAUUUUAACUGUAGAGACAAAAGACUAUGUAGAUCAAGAUUAUGUAACUCAAAAAUUGGAAUGUUACCACUUGAAGUCUGCUCAACACCUUGCUCCGACUACCUCAUCUGUUAAAGUAGGAUCUGUUCUCUUUAUCAGUGGAGAACUAAUAUUAAUGUUAAUUCAUGAUAAUUAUAUUGUUCAUCUCCGUACUAUAAAUUUUGCUGAAUCUCAAAAAUCUGGUGUCAAUUUGAAAACCCCAGCUAAUCUUCCUUGGUUAAAUGAAACUUCGACCAAUAAAUCAAACAAUAAACCUACAUUUCUGAAUCAAGUUUCAACUAAUAAAUUGAACACUGUAACUACGCUCCUCGAUCAAACUCCAACUAAUAAAUCAGACACCGAAACUACAAUCCAAAAUGAACCUCUAACUAAUAAAUCAGAUACUGAAACUACAGUUCAAGAUGAACCUCCAAGUAAAGAAUCAUGUACAGAAACUACAACUCGAACAAUUGCUACAAGAAUAAAAGGCAGUAGGAAAAAAAAAACAACUGCUACAAAACUAUACUUUAGAUCAAAAGAACAUCCAAAAAUCACUGACCUUGCAAAAACCGCUUUAAGCAAUCAAAAUAAUAACAUUCCAGAUUCAUCCACAUCUUAA